GACCUAUCAGGGCGCCACUACCAUGUACGAGCGUUACUACGAAUCUCCAUAUGCCAAAUAAGAGAUACCAGGCACAGUCGCCCAAUCCAUUGGCCCAGAUUCCUUUCUUUCCAUGGUGCUAGCACCGGCGUCGACGGCAACUUUGACGGCCGCGAGGCUCACCGCCUCAGUCGGCGGCGCUCUCCAUGUCCACUCAGCAAGAUACGGGCUUCUCGUGAAGUUCCCAUCAUUCUCUCCAAAGAGAGUUUCUCCCGCCGCCGUAUCCCUCCGGUCACGCCGCCACCUCUUAACCUGCACAGCUCUCUACAAGACCAAUUUCAGCGUCAAGGAGGAGGGCACGCCGGAAACGCUGGAUUACCGCGCCUUCUUCAUCGAUUCGGCGGGCAAGAAGGUUUCACCGUGGCAUGACAUUCCGUUGCAUUUGGGGGACGGGGUGUUCAAUUUUGUUGUGGAGAUCCCCAAGGAUUCGAGCGCUAAGAUGGAGGUCGCCACCGAUGAGCCUUUCACUCCCAUAAAGCAGGAUACAAAGAAGGGAAAACUUAGAUACUAUCCGUACAAUAUAAAGUGGAAUUAUGGGCUACUUCCACAGACAUGGGAGGACCCAUCAUAUGCCAACCCAGAGGUUGAGGGGGCCCUAGGUGAUAAUGAUCCAGUUGAUGUUGUUGAGAUUGGUGAUGCUCGGGGUAAAAUUGGUGAUGUUCUAAGGGUCAAACCUGUGGCGGCCUUGGCUAUGAUUGACGAAGGCGAACUUGAUUGGAAGAUAGUUGCAAUUUCCUUGAAUGAUCCCAGAGCUUCUCUUGUAAAUGAUAUGAAUGAUGUUGAGAUAUAUUUUCCGGGUACUCUUACCGCCAUAAGAGACUGGUUCAGGGAUUACAAGAUUCCAGAUGGAAAACCUGCUAAUCAAUUUGGCCUAGGCAACAAGCCUGCAAACAAGGAUUAUGCUUUGAAGAUAAUCACUGAGACAAACGAGUCUUGGGCUAAAUUAAUCAAGAGAUCCGUUCCAGCUGGAGAGCUUUCGCUGGUGUGACUAUCAUUAGGAACCCGCAGAUGGUUUUUUUAUCAUUUGCAUAUUUUAAUACUGAAAAUACGAUAAUACAUUUAAUUUUUUUUGCUGGUAAUCUACUUUGAUGCACAGUGCAAUAGUAUAAAAUUUAUCAUUAGGAGUUCAUUUCUUUUGCAUUCAA
Molecule: messenger RNA, 1184 nt
Organism: Dendrobium catenatum
Lineage: Eukaryota; Viridiplantae; Streptophyta; Magnoliopsida; Asparagales; Orchidaceae
Product: soluble inorganic pyrophosphatase 6, chloroplastic
Exons: 6
Coding region: 113-1027 (304 amino acids)
Biological process (GO): phosphate-containing compound metabolic process
Cellular component (GO): cytoplasm
Molecular function (GO): magnesium ion binding; inorganic diphosphate phosphatase activity
Source: RefSeq, a predicted model, not a curated record